AUGGGCGAAGUUAAUGGACCUGUCUGUUCACCUGAAAUCGUUCUUGCCUCAGCUGGCAAGACAUUAUCGGAAAAUGGACAAGAGAAUUCACCGCAUAAUUCUGAUUCUGGUCACGAAACAUCAUCGCCUGAUUCACCAUUAACACCCAUUGAGGAAGGAGCUGUUUCUCCAGCGGCGGAAAAGACUGGUAACGAUGGUGAGGUAUUGUGUCCGAGUGAUGAAUGCGAUACAUUUCGUAUCCGUAUUAUUGCACCUGGUGCAGAACCGUUCGACUUACAGGUAAAUUCAAAUGAAAUGGUGCAGGAGCUACAUCAGGUGCUGCUAGAACGUGAAGCAACGUGUCAUCGUACGUGUUUCAGCCUGCAGUUAAAUGGUGUCUCACUGGAUCAUUUUACCGAAUUAAAAAAUAUUUCUGGUCUUACAGAUGGAUCUGUGUUGAGAGUUGUCGAAGAACCGUAUACAACCCGAGAAGCUCGAAUUCAUGUUCGACAUAUUCGUGAUCUAAUUCGUUCUCUUGAUAUGUCUGAUGCUGUUAAUGGUACUGAUGGUGCAUCAAUGUCAUAUCUUGCUUCAAUGACGUUAGGAGAUCGCAAAAAAAACGCUGAUAAGACAUUAGAAUGUUCUCCUCCAGAUUAUGUCUUACCAGGAUAUAAGGAACGUCCAUUAAUACCAUUAUUACCGGUGAUGAAAGAACCUGUAUUAGCGUUGAAAAGUUUGGCAAUUUCACCGUUUAAUCCACCACCAGGACAUCGCAAGUUGAAGGGAGAUGUUCUCUAUUUGACGUUUGAUACAAGAGAAGGACGACGUUAUCAUAUAACUUGCUGUACGAAAGGCUUCUAUGUGAAUGCAACCACCGAAGCAGGUUUUCGACCAACACCCUCACCGUCACAUAGGACUGUCCACCAUUCACUGUUGGAUUUGCUUUCCUCAAUUAGCAUUUCAUUUAAACGUGCUAUGGCAUUAAUUUUGAAGAGACGUUCCGAAAAGCAUAUUUUCGAACGAUUACCAACACCGUAUCAGGUAAAUUCGUGGAUAGCACCGGUAUUCGAGCAAAUUGAAGAUGGAAUUCGUGCAGAAGACUGUACACAACCUCAUAAAAUUGGUCUUGAAGAUCAUAUUCCUGGACAAAUUCGUGAUUGGAACGAGGAACUGCAAACGACUCACGAAUUACCACGUGAAACACUCGCAAUGGCAGUUGUCGAUGGAAAUGUUGUUGCAAUAAAUCCGGCUGAUGAACCACGAACUCAUAUGUAUAUAUGGAAUAAUAUAUUCUUUUCGCUUGGGUUUGAUGUUAAAGAUCAUUAUAAGGAUUUGGGAGGCGAUGCAGCUGCCCAUGCAGCAACAUCGAAUGAUUUACAGGGUGUACGAGCUUAUGCGCAACUUGACAAUCCAAAACUUUUUACUUUGGGCAUGGUCAUUGUCGAUUAUAAAGGAUUUCGAGUAACUGCACAAUCGAUUAUACCAGGUAUUCUGGAGAGAGAACAGGAGCAAAGUGUGAUUUACGGGUCGGUCGAUUUUGGUAAGACAGUUGUUAGUUCUGAGGAAUAUCACGAUUUAUUAUCGAAGCCAGCAGAGCAGUUGAAAAUUUUACCUCAUGAAGUUCACAGUGGCAAAGAUGAUGGGAAAAUCAUUAAGCUGUGCUCAUCUUUUGAAACUAAGGGUAUUGUCGGAAACGAUUCGCGACAUUAUAUUUUAGAUCUAUUAAGAACUUUUCCACCAGAUGUAAAUUAUCUUGAAGAUGCGGAAGUAACAGAUAUUUGUAAAGCAAAUGGAUAUCCACGUACAUUUCCACAUAAGCUUGCUUCGUUGAGGCAGGAACUAAUUGACGCUUUCGUCGAGUACCGUUAUUUGAUGUUUAUUCGUAUAGCUGCAUAUCAUGUGCAACAAACUAAGCUAGGAUUGUUGGAAACGGAUUAUAAUGAUGAUAAGAAAGAAACGACAAAAGAAGAUACUGUUCUAAAAGUGACAGGAUUUAGUGAAGAUGCAAUUAUGAGUCAAAUCAAGAGGGAAAUAACUGCUGAUAUAAAAAUUGAUGAAAUGCCAUUGUUGGAAACUGAAGCAGCAAAAAAAAUUAUGGAAGAGGUUAUUGAUAGCGAUCAUAAGAAAGUUGACAGUUUGGAUAAAGAAAUAUCUGAAACGAUAAUGGCAAAGGCAGCAAAAGCAGUAGGAUCAAUUCGCAUGGAUGCAUUUGAUGUUAGAUUUAAUCCGGAUUGUUACUGUUCAACAGUACGCCAUGCCGAAAGUGAAGAUAUUACAAAGCAGCGACGUUUGGUAGCUGAAGCAGCUGAAUUUUUAAUUGUACAGCAAUUACCAAAUUUCGUUCGUGACUGCUUGCAACGUACGAUAAUGCUACUGGAUGGCGCAUCGCUUAUCGAUUCGUUACAUUCACGUGGUAUCAAUAUCCGAUAUCUGGGUAAACUGACAAAAUAUAUCCAAAAUGUUGGACAAUUAAGUUAUGUUAAGGUGAUCUGUAUCACGGAAUUGUUAUGUCGGUGUGCAAAGCAUAUCUUUCGCGGCUAUCUUCAACCUGUAUCAUCAGCGCAUACAGCAGCGGCAGUAUCACAUUUCUUGAAUUGUCUUCUGAGUUCAUCAACUGAACCUCUAACACCAUCUAAUGAAGAAGUAUCGAUGCCGAUAAAUAGUGUGAAAAAGUCGCGUUCAUCAAAGCGUCGGAAACAGAUCAGCAGUGGUGGUAAAGAAAAUGAUGACUGGGCUCAAAUGUCGUCGCACAAGCUUUGGGAACGAGUCAAAUCAGAUGCUGAUUUUUAUUAUGCGUUUACAAUUGAUGAAGAAAAUAUUGAUGCAUAUUUAUCCACAGUUGGAAUUCAAAAAACUUCUUUUUUACGCCGUUUUGUACAAAUAGUUGGAAUCCAGAUGCUUUUGCGGGAUUACAAUUUAGAAUCAGGGAAGAAAUCACAACUAUUCGUUGAGGAUGAUAUUCAAAGUUUGUAUUGUCAAGCGAAGCAUGUUGAUCCAAAAGCUGUAGAUGCUCACAGUUUGUUCCUUUCUGGACAAACCAAAGUGCAGCAAGGUCAGUUACGUGCCGGAUUUGAUUUAGUAUUAGAAUCUCUUAAUCUAAUGAAUAGUGUAUAUGGCGCGAUGCAUUCUGAUAUGGCGCAAUGUAUGCGUUUGCUUGCUCGUCUUUCAUACAUCCUUGGUGAUCCGUCUGAAGCGCUGUCGCAACAACACAAAGCAACAUUGAUGAGCGAGCGCUGUAAUGGUUUGGAUAGUGCUAAUACCAUUAUUGAAUAUUUGAAUCUUGCUCAUUUUUCAUUUGCAAAUCUUCAUAUUGCUGCUGCAUUGAAAUUACUUUAUCGAGCACGUUAUUUGUUACUACUUAUUCAUGGGGAAAACCAUCCAUUCAUGGCUGAAAUAGAUGGCAAUAUUGGCGUAAUAUUAUAUGCCGUGCAGGAAUUCGAUGAUGCAUUGAAAUUCCUUCAAAAUGCACUGAAAUUGCACCAGAUCUAUUUGGAACCACAGGCUUUGAAGACAGCACUUAUAUAUCAUUUGUUGGCAAGGACUUAUUCGUGUCGUGGAGAUUUCCGCACUGCCUUACAAAUGGAAAAGGAAACAUUUACAAUUUAUUCAAAAACAUUUGGCAUUGAUCAUGAAAAGACGAAAGAAAGCAGUGACUGUUUGAAACAUUUGACGCAGCAGGCUGUUACUUUCCAAAAACGUAUCAAUGAAGCUAAUCGGCAGGGUUCUAACAAUAUUGGACAGCUUCUUCCUGUUGAGAUUCAUCGUCCAUCAUUACAUAGUGUACUUGAAGUAUUAAAUAUAUUGAAUGGGAUCAUAUUUAUACAACUCAAAGGUAUUUCAACAUCUUCGGAUAUCGGUGAAGAAAAUUAUGAACUGGGAAAUAAUAAUAACAAUAAUAACAAAAGGAAGAAAAAAGCUGUGGAAGAUUUGGCAGUGAAAAAGAAUGGAAAUAAUGAUGAUACAACAGUAAUUUCAUCACGACCACAGGUGAAUAAUAUGAGCGGGAGCAGCACCGUACAAGUCAUGCAAGAAGUUGCUUUAGAUUAA
This is a messenger RNA of Brugia malayi, 4026 nucleotides long. It is a transcript of the gene Bma-clu-1, whose product is annotated as eukaryotic translation initiation factor 3 subunit, putative. Gene Ontology annotation, biological process: intracellular distribution of mitochondria. The transcript is spliced from 25 exons. Gene Ontology annotation, cellular component: cytoplasm. The record is from RefSeq and is a predicted model, not a curated record. Bases 1 to 4026 code for a protein of 1341 amino acids. Lineage: Eukaryota; Metazoa; Nematoda; Chromadorea; Rhabditida; Onchocercidae. Gene Ontology annotation, molecular function: mRNA binding; protein binding.